Plectropomus leopardus (leopard coralgrouper) is the source of this 1512-nucleotide messenger RNA. RefSeq names its product nerve growth factor b (beta polypeptide) (gene ngfb). Lineage: Eukaryota; Metazoa; Chordata; Actinopteri; Perciformes; Serranidae. Gene Ontology annotation, cellular component: axon; synaptic vesicle; dendrite. Gene Ontology annotation, biological process: cell surface receptor protein tyrosine kinase signaling pathway; positive regulation of peptidyl-serine phosphorylation; negative regulation of neuron apoptotic process. Gene Ontology annotation, molecular function: nerve growth factor receptor binding; growth factor activity. The record is from RefSeq and is a predicted model, not a curated record.
GAUAAUUGACAAAGAAUUUGUUCUUCCCCUCCCUGGCAUCUCGUGGAAUUGGACACAAACUGGAAUAUAUUUCAGUGAUCUUCGAGAGUCUUACGUCAGUGGAGAGAAGAGAGCUUUUGCAGAGGGAUACAGAGCGGAGGCAGAGGAGGGCAGAGGUGUGCUGGAUGGGGGCCACAGCCGGGCCUGAUGGCAGGAGCCCAGAACACAGUGAGCUCUAAUCACGAACUCUAGAAGCCGCAGAGGUGCUACAGUUCACGUGGAGAUACUGAAAAGGUUGUGUGCCCAUGAGGUCUUCCAUGCUGGUCCUGUUCCUCCUCUUCAGUGCCCAGGCUGUGGCCGCCAUCGGAGGAGCAGCACAGCAGCAGGGUCCAGGCAACAACACCACCUCCAUCCCCACAGUGGACCCCAAACUCUUCACCAAGCGCCGCUACCUCUCGCCCCGCGUGCUCUUCAGCGCUCAGCCGCCUGAUGCAGAACCGACGGAGUCACAGAGUGGCGGCAAAAGGACCCGCAGGCGAGCGGGUCAGCCGCAGCACCGUGGAGUUUACUCAGUGUGUGAGAGCAUCAGCGUCUGGGUGGGCAACAAGACCAAAGCCACGGACAUCUCAGGCAACGAGGUGACAGUGCUGCCGGACGUCAAUAUCAACAAUGUAAACAAGAAGCAGUACUUCUUUGAGACGACGUGUCACAGCGCCCGCUCGGGCAGCUCUGGCUGUUUGGGGAUCGACGCCAGACACUGGAACUCCUACUGCACCAACUCACACACUUUUGUACGAGCGCUGACUUCCCAUAAGAACCUGGUGGCCUGGAGGCUCAUACGCAUCAACGUGGCCUGUGUAUGUGUGCUGAGCCGCAAGUCGUGGCGGCAGUGACGACUUUCCAUGCACAUCACAGGAUCACACCCUCAGUCAAAUAGAAAUACUGACAUACUCAUCACCAAAGACUGAUCACCCCCUGCACAAAGUAAAUUAUUGGUAUAUGUUAAAGUAUCAGGACUGCAUGUAUAUACACCAGGCUUGGGUCAAAUCGUAUCUGUCUGUGGCUGCUGAUUUCACUUGUUUAGAAGUCCCAAACAUGAAGGAGUUGUUGCUGUGUCACUUAGCGUCUGACUGUCCUAGCUGCUGUUUAUAACAGGUUCAGCUCACAGUGGUUUAAACCGCAGCUAUCAAACUCAUACAGAUUUCUCUUAACCCUCAUGUUGUCCUUGGAGCCAAUCUGACCCCUAAUGAAAUCUUUUGACAUCAAAAUACGUUUUUUAUACUUAUAUAAACAAGGUCUAUUGGCCCUAAAUUCCAAAACGAAGGGAAAAAUGUGUGGUAAUGGGUUGGACUAAAGUAAGACUUAAGGUGUAACACAGAUUGACAAUUUAUACAACAGGUUUUAAAUAACAGGGUGGGGUCAAAAUGACCCCAGAGGACAAAAGGUGUAUGGCAAUCAGGAGGUCAUUACAAAAGGAAAACCACCGACUUUUGACAUCAAAGUCUGUUUUCAGUACUACUGCCUGAGAUAAAA